AUGGAGACAGCCCACCGCCGGCGGAGACAGAUGGCAGGACGGUCCAGCCAGAACGAUUUCCCCGCCUACGACGAAGGUUGGCAACAAGCAGCGGAGGUUAUGGAGAUGAGCACCUCUACUUCCCUUCCGCGUGCUCCUCCCAGCAGUGCCUCGAGCAGCGGUUUAGUGCACGAUGUUCAAAGUGCCAUCAACCAAGCCAGAAAGCUGGAAGGCCGACUGAAGAAGCUUCAAAAAGAAGCCUUACAGAAGGGGCGUUCCUGGGACGCGUGGGUAUUGAAGAUGCGGAACUCGUAUGCACGAGAGCACGAAAGGCAUCAGAACGAGCAAAGACGCCUGGCGGCAGACAUCAAGGAGGCGGAAGACAUGACGAUGGCCGCCUACUUACAAGUUCAGGACGCAGCCUUCAAGCAGCAGCGCUCCACCAAGGAAGCCAUCCCACCCCCCUUGGCGUGGGAGUCUGCCAUGGAGGUCGAACAGGAACAGCCGGAUAUGCCUACGAGACAAGAGCUAGAGAGAAUGCUUCAGAUUGUGCAAACCCGCAGAGGAGACCAUUCGACUCCGCCGCGACCCACUGGUGCUGCACCUCUCACCCCACCUGGGAUCUCUCAGGGAUAUCGUAUGGAUCUUUCCCCAGGGCCACCUGUCACCUCCGAUGGGUACCCUACGCCACCGAGCAGAUCCCCGGCGCCCACUUCGGCGACUACAGCAGGACCUGCAGAUCCUCGUGCACCCCCAGCAGCAGACCUUCCUUCCAAAGGGCAGAGCGCACUAUCUGCGAAGCUUUCGGAAAAGCGAAGAUCCAUGCGGCAAGCUAUGGCCCCCUUUGGGAUCGGCAAGAAACCUGCGACAGCUCAGGGCCACGACGAGACCAAUACGACAUUGGAAGAGGCCGCUCGACCACCGGACCAGGCACUCAUCGACGACGAUCCGGACGAAUUGUGUCAUUGGAAGACGGAGUCCUCGGCGGAGACAGACCCGAGGACUGUCUUUGUACUGGAUUUCUCGUACUGGAACGGGCCGGUUUUUGCGGUUGCUGAUUGGCGGUAUGUCUCGCUGACCACGCUAGCUGCCGAAGCUAGGCGCUUCGCUCCAGUGCCUUGGCAGGUCUCUCACGGACGUCAGGACUCCUUGCUCCUACCGGGAGCCACUCUCUUUGCUGCACCAGGAGAUGUCUUCCGUUUUACGCCCUGCGACCUGCCAUGUGCACCAAAGCUCACUCUUGGCCAAAUGCUAUUAGAUGCAGCAUUAUGGGACAUCAGCCCUCCCUUUAUACCCAGAGAAGAAGCCUCCCAUGCAUGGCUCGUGUUGCGAAGCCAUGUUACUAGAACACCCAUCUAUUCGGGUACCUCUAGGGAUGAGCUCUUCCAACUUGCUGCCGAUUCCACCCACUCCGAGGUCAACGAUCUGCACUUCGGCAUGCCUCUUGACGACAGCCCUCUGCAAGAGAUUGUUUACCAGGGCCGCUCCUUGCGAGGGGUACUGGCCGCUGAGCCUCGCUCUGGAAAUGGGCCUGGACUGGGAGCUUUCGUUUUCGUUGAUGCACGACUAUUGGGUCUGAACCCCUCCUUCAGAUAUUGCCCGGCAGGUUGGGUUGACCUGGCAUAUUUUACGGCUUACCUAGCACUAAAGAUCCCGAACGGGUAUCAUCUUGAGGCCUCAGGUAUGUGCCAUGUGACUCAGCAGGCUGUGCCACGCCCCCUGCCCCUGCAGACCGCAACCUCGCAGACUUCGGCCUCUCCCCUGCAGCCGGUAACUGAGACGGCAACACCUACUGGGCCCUUUCAGCGCUGUCACUUCCUGAUUUUUUCAGUAGACUUCCAACCGGAGGCUCUGACGCUUGAGCUCCCGGUGCCUUGCGUGCUCGAACAGGCGAUGCAGACAAUUGCCGACUCCCGUACUGCAGACAUUGCAUUCGACUUCGACAAUUUGCUACCAGCUUGUCCCCAGCCUGACGAUUCUUUUGGAGCCCUAUUGGCCUUGCCCGAGUGGUACUCAUUAGAUGCCAUCAUCUUGAUUGACAUCAGGACUAUUGAUGGACGGAUCUUCGCAAUGAAUACCAAAGGCAGGCUCAACCGCUCCUCGAUUCUGCUGCAUGCCCAGAUCAAUGAUGGGCCUGACAUCCAGGUCUUCUUGCGAGGCGGGCCUGUCGAUAGCACUACGUGGUAUGAGUUCCACUCUGGUGAGACGAUUUUCAUCCGGCACCGCGACUCACCUCCCGCACCUGCUGUCUAUCUCGAUGACAUGCUCCAGGACGAACACGACUGGUGUGAAAUAUGCCCGUUAUUCGAAGGGCCGCUGUUUCCGGCCUUCAGGUUGCCAGCUUUGCAGAUUUCCGACGGCUUGCUAGCCAGCAUCUCGGUUUUACCUAAUCCGGUUUUCUGCUCGUCUUCGCCGCGAGUCACUGAUCUCGCUGUUUGCGGACAAGCUUGCAAAGCCAUCCUUGUGGCCUCCGAGAAGGUCCUGCGAUUACCGACACCGCCUGGGCGUUUGAGCCUUUAUACCCCCAUAGCCUUCCUCGGUUGCAGAAGGGUCUUACAGGGAUUUUCUUGGAUCGCUGCUGAACGGGGUCUCCUUGACCUGGAACAAGUGAGCGCUUCAUUUCAGGACACUGCCCCGGAAGGCUACUCCCCGAAUGUGCGAGGAGCCGACACUGAGAUCAGGCUUGGGAGGCCUUACUUGCGAAUUACCUUCGGCACUCUCCUGACUGUCACCUUUGUGGCCAACACGGCUGAGUCUGAUGAUGAUUCUUCCCCCCCGAGCUCUGGACCUAGCACAGACGACGACCAUGAGGCCGAGGUACCUCCCAGCAACCCCGAUGAUGGUGCCAUCGACGCCCCCAUUUCUUCAAAGCCGCGGGCGAAUUCGCACUCUAGGAGCCGCUCCCCCCGACCCACAGGUGCCGGAGAAGCCAACGGGCAUGCACUAGUGUGUUAUGACAUUGUUCAUGCAGCGCUACACAGCGCAAAGCCCUGCAACUUCAGCUGGCUUAGCCCCAUUCAGGAAUUUCUUGAGUGUGGCCCGAACACUCUCCCAGGUAUGCCUGAGCCCUACGAUGCGGUAUCACUUGCGAGUCCGUGCGAUGUGCUAUCACUGCUGUUUGAGCCUUUUUGGGGUAAGCACAGGGACUUCACUGUCAAUCCAUGCACGCUGUUCUCCUGUUGCAAGCUGCUUCAUGAACCACGGAGCUCCUCGCCCGCUCUAAGCCAGCUUGUUGCAGACCUGCGGCGGAUUACCACUCGGCUAGAUCAGCCGUGGCGAUAUGCUGCUGCCGAGGAUGACAUACAGCUUGCGGAUGCUGCAGAGACAGCAUCUACCCAAACUGCUUCAAGCGAGGAGCCCACUCUCCUCCAUUUUGUUCUGCUCUCCCCCGGCCGCACCGCAACGCAUAUCGCUUUUCAUCAUGUUUUGCCUGCCACACUCGAUGAGGUACUUGCGCAGACGCAGGCUGAGCGAACACCUGAUGAUCGCUUGCGCUUCCCCAACGUCGUCCCUGCAAGUCCACAACCAUGCCCUGGCUCAGGGGUCUUAUUGGCCCUACCUUCUUGGUGUCGCGAUGACCCGACAGCCUUGUGCUUCCUGUGCCUUGACCUAACUGCCGUUGAUGGGCGGAUCCUUGCCGUUGUGAGCCCGCACUAUGUCAGCCGCAGACACCUUCUGCAUAUGGCUGACCUGCCCAUUGAGUCCGACAUAGCUGUGCAUAUGAAGGACGACUUCAUGCCCUUGCCGGGCAAUUUGCAGUACCAUGUCGCUACUGGCGACACUUUCCUCUUUCUGCCGAGCGGUGCCGUUGCACCCACCCUGCAUGACCUGACUCAAGAGUUGCUCUCGCAUAGAGCUUGGAGCCCCAUCUUGACAGUGCCUACAGUGUCAGCCGGACAACACCUGUGCUUGGUCCAUGAGAAUGAGACCAUCCUUUUCCAGCCCACUAUCGGCUCGCCCACUACGCUUCACGCUCAGAUUGCUGCUUGCAUCGGUUCAAGCCGGCGUUUCCUUCGGUUAUUUCCUUCCAGCCCCCGCGUUACCGACGCUGCACUCCAUGGGGUCCCUUGCCGGACUGUCUUAUCCGUCUGCUUACCUCCAAGUCAGAUGCCUGCACCCUUUCACGGCGUCAUCAUAGAUGCACGAGCCAUACUGGCCGGAUGGAGAACCUUUCCUGCAAUUGCUGGCCGUUUCUCUUGCAAUACUGUGCUUGUCGACCUUCAACGGGGCCUCCCUGCAGGAUGGAGGACGCGUUUUCUGGACAUUCCCCUUGGCGUUGAUCUGAUCGACACCUCUCCUGGUCAAGUCCUGACCGCUUUUGCCGAGCUUAUUCCCAGCCAAGGUGCUGUGACCGCUGCACCUGAGCGCACAGAUGCUUCCGGACACCACGCCGCCGAACGUGGAGCUACAGGUCCCUCCCCUGUCCCCGUCGGACAGGCUCCUGCCGGAGACACCCCUACUGGAGGUCCUACACCUGGUGGAUACGAGGCCCGCAGAGGCGGACGCGCACCCCACGAGGACCCCCAUGCACCGAGGACCGACUCUUUCCUCACCCGUGUAUUCUUGGUCCUCGGCCAAAACUAUUUACCAGAGACGAUUGAAGUGCGGUUGCCCGCAGAAAUAACAGUCGAACGUGCUCUGGAACAAGUCGCUGCCGCGCGACACCCCCGGGAUGCAUACUUUCUGCCAAGCCUCCUUGCGGUCAAGCCACAGCCCUGCUCCUCCCACGCACUGCUGCUCGCGGCACCGGCUUGGCCACCUGCUGGUGCCCUGGUUGCCUUUGAUUGCAGACCGGUCGGCGGGUCAGCCUUUGCCCUGCAUCUUUUUGGCAGUCUGACUCGUCAGGAACUGCUCCGUGCCGCCCGGCUUGACGCCGACUUCCAAGGUGACAUUUAUGUCGGCAGCCUACCCUGGGCAUUGGCGAAGGGAUUGCUAUCCCCCUAG
Symbiodinium necroappetens is the source of this 4923-nucleotide messenger RNA. NCBI's taxonomy places the organism in Eukaryota, Dinophyceae, Suessiales, Symbiodiniaceae. The record is from the annotation of a GenBank genome assembly.